AAUCAUUGAAUGCCGUCGACAUUCGUCAGCCGGAGCCGCUGAUAAUGAUCAUAGACUGACAGUCAUUCUAGCUACCAUGAACUUAUUUCAAAACAAGAUCUGUUCUUCUCUUUUCCUCCUCCAUGUCAGAUUCAGAAGACUCCAAUCGACCUUCGGCCACAGUCAAAAGAAAAAGGGCCCUCAGGGCCUGCGAUCAGUGUUUCAAGCGGAAAGUAUAUGCUCAGUCUGUUUGAGUUUGGGUAUUGACUGCACUCAUCUUAUUCAGAGGAAGAAACGAGGUCCCAAAUCCAAAUUUUACCCCAGGGGAAGCGACGCGAAAACCCUGAUUACCACUAUCCUCUCCGCUCAGAAAACCGUUGUUAUUCCUAAGGAUGAAUCUAUCGUCCGUGAAAUGCUUGUUGAAAUCGCUUCUUAUGCCCGAGACCUGGAACGGCAGCUAGAGCAAUUCUCGGAACAAAGAAUACAGCGUUCAUCUGCAUCUCCUGUCUCGAAACCCAGUCCACUCUAUGAUUCCCAAGACGAAGAUGAAGCUCAUGAAUUACUCAUCCUUCAAACUCAGACUCUCAGGCUCGAUAACGCGCUUUAUAACAAACACCUAGGGAAAAGUAGUCAUUUCAUGCUUUUAAAGACUGCAUUGAACAUCCGCGAUGAAGCGGGUGCCGGUAGUAAUGGAGUUAUUGAAGUGGAGACGGAGAAGAGUAAAUCGUGGUCGCGGGCUUUUUGGCAUCGGUUUCCACCCGAACCAGUGGACCCUCCGUACGAGUUCCCAGAGCCAGACCUCCUUCGGAAACUUAUCGAUUUGUAUUUUGACAAGCACCAUCCCAUCUACCCUGUCCUGCACCGUCCUUCUUUUGAGCGCUUGGUCUACGUUGACAACCUUCAUCUUACGAAUCGACGAUUUGGUGCAGUUGUACUUGUUGCAUGUGCUUUAGGCUCAAGGCUGUCAGACGAUCCUAGGACCCUGUACGACGGAACGCAAGACAUACGAUCAGCAGGUUGGAAAUACUAUGGGCAAAUUCGUUUAAUUAGCACGAGUCUUUCAGAGCCUUUAACUUUGUACGAUGUGCAACUCUACGCCUUGUCAUUAGUUUUUCUAUUUCCAACUCCAGCCCAUGAUGCUGCCUGGUUCCUACUUGCUCUGGGAAUACGAUCCGCGCAAGAUCAUGGUGUGUAUCGGAAAACAAACUUCAAGAAACGGAUGUCAAGUCGCUUUGAGGAGGAGCAAUGGCGAAGAGCGUUCUGGAAUCUCGCAGCAACUGAUCUAUACAUGAGCAUUGCCACGGGUCGUCCAAGGUCAACAAGAGAGGACGAUUUCGACUUGGAACUACCCCCAGAUUGCGAUGAUGAGUAUUGGGAGAUCCCAUCUAAUCCGCACCUCGAAUACAUUCAGCCGAUUGGCAAACCUUCGCGUAUGUCUUACUGGCAUUACUACGUCAAGCUUCUCCAUAUCGCUGGCCUUGUGAAAGAUAAUCUUUUCACUACACGAAAAUCUGCACUCUGGGAAAAUUCAUCGCCCGACGGCAAUGACAAGAUUGUUAUGGAACUCGAUUCUGCGUUGAAUAGCUGGAUGGACGAGCUUCCGGAUCAUUUGAAAUGGGAUCCCCAUCGCUCGGACGACCUUUUGUUUUCACAAUCCGUAAGCCUUCAUUCGAAUUACUAUUGGGUGCAAAUUCAGUUGCAUAAAGUAUUCAUCCGUCCAGGUCCAUUAAACACAGGCAACUUUCCAUCGUUGGCUAUCUGCACUAACGCAGCGAGGUCGUAUAUACAUAUACUUCAGGCGUGUUUUGCUCAUCCUGGGAUGCCCCUCCUACCACAUUACAUCGCUCCUACGUUCAUAGCUGCAGUAAUCCUUUUAAUCAAUCUAUGGACUAGUCUGCGGGAUAAAACACGGUACGAUCCUAGGAAGGAUAUGGCUGAUGUAUACUCUUGUGUAGAUCACUUGCGCGCAUACGAAAAAAGAUAUGAACAGGCAGGACGCUUACAUGACGUUCUGGAAGCAGUCAUGUCUGUUAGCAAAAUGCCACCACCUUCACAGAAGGAAUCCCUCAAACGCUCACGCGAUCCUCAACCGGCUCAGACAAACCUCAGCAUGCCAGACAACUCCGUACGUCAGUUCGCCGGUACGCGAAGAGUUUCAAAUGCUCUGGAUGCAGCGUCAGUGUCACAAGCAGAUGCCCUAGCUACUGACUAUGUCGGCGCGUUUCAGGGUCCUUCAGUGUUACCUCUCUCACAUGGCUCGAUGUUCGAUCCCUUCUUUGGCGUGAACAUCGCUGCUUCAGAGCAGCCAACCGUUGGGUUCGAUGUUCAACAACAGCUUUUUCCAGCCUAUCCGUCGUCGUUUUCCUUCAAUCCAACUGCUGCUAGCGCCGAUGCUGCGUCGUUUGAUUCUGGCAUGGAUGGCUCUGGUUUCACAACUUCAUUCUCCUCUGAUUGGAGCAAUUCAAGUCCUGAAGAUUGGACCUCGUUCAUGUCGAAAGUAGACGAUUUACUUCAUGACGUGAAUCCGGAUGGCUUGUAGACAUAUCCAGUAACGAAGGGAGUAUAUGUUAGUAUAAAAGAAUGAAGUAUGAAGUAGAAUCAUUAUGGAGUAUGUAGAGUACGGGAAAUAGAAAAAUUUUUGCUCGACGGAAUCAUAGAAAA
Molecule: messenger RNA, 2640 nt
Organism: Lentinula edodes (shiitake mushroom)
Lineage: Eukaryota; Fungi; Basidiomycota; Agaricomycetes; Agaricales; Omphalotaceae
Product: fungal-specific transcription factor domain-containing protein
Exons: 15
Coding region: 77-2518 (813 amino acids)
Biological process (GO): DNA-templated transcription
Molecular function (GO): zinc ion binding; DNA binding
Source: RefSeq, a predicted model, not a curated record